Messenger RNA from Rotaria sp. Silwood2, 438 nucleotides. The record is from the annotation of a GenBank genome assembly. Lineage: Eukaryota; Metazoa; Rotifera; Eurotatoria; Philodinida; Philodinidae.
AUGGCUUAUAAUAAAGAAGCAUUGUCUCUUGUAGUUGAUAUUGGUAUUGGUAUGUCUCAAGCAGCACCAGGAUUUGAUUCGCCUUUGCAAAUAACAAGUGAUAUGUUUCAAAUGAUUGUUGAGAGAAAAAUGUUUCAAGAGAGUAAAGACGAAUUAGCAUUGAUUUUAUAUGGUUCUGAUGAAACAAAUAAUGAUUUAGCAGAUGAAAAUAAUUAUCAAAAUAUCAAUGUUGCGUUUUCCUUAUCACCUGCUAAUUGGCAUUUAUUUGAAGAAAUACAAAAAAUCAAACGAGGCAAUAAUCCAGCUGAUUUUUUAUAUUUUGAUCGUAUUCCAUUAUGGGGAAAUUUUAUAAUAACAAUUAGCGUUGGUCUUAUAAUUGGUCUUUCUGUUAUAAUAUUUGUUAAGACAUGUCUAAAACAAACAUUCAAGGUAAAAUGA